AUGCCUUGCCCUGUCCAGGUCCUAUGCCGGGCAGUCCGCACUGUGAGCCUGGUCCUCGUUUACUAUGUCUUCUCCAUCGGCAUCACUUUUUAUAACAAGUGGCUGAUGAAGGUGAGUCUGAAGCUGGCUCCCGCUCCUCAUGCGACAUAACGUGGUAUUUUGGUAUUUUAAGGCAGGUAGCCCAGUGGUUGGAGCGUUGGGUCAGUAACCGAAAGAUCACUGGUUUGAAUACCCAAGCUGACAAGGUGAAAAAUCAGUCUGUGUCCCUGAGCAAGGCACUUAACCAUUGUUUGCUCCAGAUGGGCCGUACUGCUAUGGUCGUCGGCCUGUAAAACGACACAUUUCACUGCACCUGGUGUAUGUGACAAUAAAACACAUAUGUGUGUGUAUAUAUAUAUUUAUAUACAGUACCAGUCAAAGGUUUGGACACACCUACUCAUUCAAGGGUUUUUCUUAAUUUUUACUAUUUUCUACAUUGUAGAAUAAUAGUGAAGACAUCAAAACUAUGAAAUAACACAUAUGGAAUCAUGUAGUAACCAAAAAAAAGUGUUAAACAAAUCAAAAUAUAUGUUAUAUUUGAGAUUCUUCAAAUAGCCACCCUUUACCUUGAUGUAUGUAUAUUGAUUUGCAUGCCGUGCCCAUGUAGCUGAACUCGCUGUCAAUGUUUGCAAAAUGUGUUCCCACCUCUCGCUGUGUCUCUCUAAGGGCUUCCACUAUCCACUGUUCAUGACCCUGGUCCACCUCACCGUCAUCUUCUGUCUCUCUACCCUGACCCGCUCGGCCAUGCAAUGCAGGACAGGGAAGCCUCGGGUCAUGGUGAACUGGACAGACUACCUCUCCAAGGUCGCCCCGAUCGGUGAGUGUGUUGAAUCACUACAUACAAUGGAUGAUUUUUUAGUGGGCACUCUUUGCAGAUAUUAGGGGUAUUUAUGCCAAACAGUUUGAGUUGUUUGUGUUAGUCCAGGUUACAUGGUAUAAUCGACAUGGACUUCGCUCUACAUCAUACAAGGCAUAGUCAAUCUGUGAUAAGAAGCCACUGUCUCCUAUUUUCCUUUCCCCGAAUCUUGGCUGUAACUUCUUAAAUGCACCUUACAGCUUGUCAGAUAUUACUGUUACAGAGUCUCUCAGUGCAAAUGUCUCUACUGUUGUCAUGAAUCAACAUGGUGCAAUGAAUAUGACCUAACUAUGUGAUUUGUUUUUGACAUUCAAGAGUCAUAAAGUUAUGACUCUUGAAUGACCACCUUCUUAUCUUUCCCUCACUGACUUUGUUAUUGACGUAGAUGUAAUUAAAAUCCUUUGGCGCUAGGAAUAUAGCAGUAUGCCGUGGUGUGAUCAACAGUCCUAAAAAGCUGUCUCUUUCAGCCAUGGCAACAGCGCUGGACAUCGGACUGUCCAAUUGGAGCUUCCUCUUCAUCACCAUCAGCUUGUAAGUGUGCGUGUGCGUACUAUGUAUACCUAGCUGACUUUGAUCUGUGGUUCGCACGACCGUCAAUGUUUUGACUGGCAUUAAAAAUGUGUCUUUGGUUGUGUCCUCCAGGUACACAAUGACCAAGUCUUCUGCAGUGCUCUUCAUCCUCUUCUUCUCAUUGGUGUUUAAACUAGAGGAGCCGGUAGGUCGCUUGAGAUAGGAUAAGUGUUGUUGUUUCUUCUUGGUCAUUGUUUAUCCAGUAGUAUCCAUGGGUGUUGCAUGACACAGAAUUGCGUGAAAAAAAAUUCAACAACUGCUUAGGCUGGGAUUCAAUCUGAUCUCGCUUUGUUUUCGCAAACGCACAUUUUAAAGACUACGUUCUUGCGUUCGCAGAGACCACAUUCACGGUAAACGGUGAAUAUGUAAACGCCCCACUCAUAAUUGUUCUCAUGCAGCUCCUAGGUGUACAGUAGGAAUGGCCUCACAUGGUCACCCCCUCCAACAUUCAUCUCUGUGAUACCUGGCUCAUUAUUUACUACAAAGGCGGCAAGACCUGCCUAAUUGAUGUCCCUGCAGUUUCAAGCUUUCCAUCUAGGAACUCAGUUUAAAAAAUACAUGCCAAAUUGAUUUUCCUACCAGCUCUCUACUUCUGCACUCACUUUUCAAUGUUAAGAGCUAUAUGAUUAAGUGAAUGGAUUAUGUUUUUAAUGCGUAGGAGGAAGUUCAACUUCCUAUGUGUAUUUAAAGGGAUAGUUUUGGAUUUUUGCAAUAAUAGUUUAGCAAAGGUAAUUUUGCGAGCCAAUGUUAACUAUCGUUAGCGCUAAUUUAGCGCAAAGACCGGUAGUCUUUGGUUCCAUUACCUCUAUGUAAAUCAAUGCAUGUAUCUGAGUUUCUAUGCCCUUUGUCAAAUGUCUGCAUGUGGACAAAAGCAAGACUUCUGUUCUGACCCCCCAAGUCGCUCUGUUUCUCCAGAACCCAUACUUGAUGGUGGUGGUCCUUCUGAUAGCCAGCGGUCUGUUCAUGUUCACCUUCAAGUCGACACAGUUUAACAUGGAGGGCUUCAUCAUGGUACUGCUGGCAUCGUUCAUCGGCGGGAUCCGGUGGACCCUCACGCAGGUCCUGAUUCAGAAAGCAGAGCUGGGUCAGUUACCACCUAGUCUCAGAAUCCCAAACCUAGGAAAACCGUGUACAGUUGUGGUCAAAAGUUUUGAGAAUGACACAAAUAUUAAUUUUCACAAAGUCUGCUGCCUCAGUUUUUAUGAUGGCAAUUUGCAUAUACUCCAGAAUGUUAUGAAGAGUGAUCAGAUGAAUUGCAAUUAAUUACAAAGUCCCUCUUUGCCAUGAAAAUGAACUUAAUCCCCCCCAAAAAUUUCCACUGCAUUUCAGCCAUGCCACAAAAGGACCAGCUGACAUCAUGUCAGUGAUUCUCUUGUUAACACAGGUGAGAGUGUUGACGAGGACAAGGCUGGAGAUCACUCUGUCCUGCUGAUUGAGUUAGAAUAACAGACUGGAAGCUUUAAAAGGAGGGUGGUGCUUGAAAUCAUUGUUCUUCCUCUGUUAACCAUGGUUACCUGCAAGGAAACAAGUGCCGUCAUCAUUGCUUUGCACAAAAAGUGCUUCGCAGGCAAGGAUAUUGCUGCUAGUAAGAUUGCACCUAAAUCAACCAUUUAUCGGAUCAUCAAGAACUUCAAGGAGAGAGGUUCAAUUGUUGUGAAGAAGGCUUCAGGGCACCCAACAAAGUCCAGCAAGCGCCAGGACCGUCUCCUAAAGUUGAUUCAGCUGCGGGAUCGGGGCACCACCAGUGCAGAGCUUGCUUAGGAAUGGCAGCAGGCAGGUGUGAGUGCAUCUGCACACACAGUGAGACGAAGACUUUUGGAGGAUGGCCUGGUGUCAAGAAGGUCAGUGAGGAAGCCACUUCUCUCCAGGAAAAACAUUGGGGACAGACUGAUAUUCUGCAAAAGGUACAGGGAUUGGACUGCUGAGGACUGGGGUAAAGUCAUUUUCUCUGAUGAAUCCCCUUUCCGAUUGUUUGGGGGCAUCCGGAGAAAAGCUUGUCCGGAGAAGACAAGGUGAGCGCUACCAUCAGUCUUGUGUCAUGCCAACAGUAAAGCAUCCUGAGACCAUUCAUGUUUGGGGUUGCUUCUCAGCCAAGGGAGUGGGCUCACUCACAAUUUUGCCUAAGAACACAGCCAUGAAUAAAGAAUGGUACCAACACUUCCUCAGAGAGCAACUUCUCCCAACCAUCCAAGAACAGUUUGGUGACGAACAAUGCCUUUUCCAGCAUGAUGGAGCACCUUGCCAUAAGGCAAAAGUGAUAACUAAGUGGCUCGGGGAACAAAACAUUGAAAUUGGGAAACUCCCCAGACCUUAAUCCCAUUGAGAACUUGUGGUCAAUCCUCAAGAGGCGGGUGGACAAACAGAAACCCACAAACUCCAAGCAUUGAUUAUGCAAGAAUGGGCUGCCAUCAGUCAGGAUGUGGCACAGAAGUUAAUUGACAGCAUGCAGAGCGGAUUGCAGAGGUCUUGAAAAAGAAUGGUCAACACUGUCAAUAUUGACUCUUUGCAUAAACUUAAUGUAAUUGUCAAUAAAAGCCUUUGACACUUAUGGAAUGCUUGUAAUUAUACUUUAGUAUACCAUAGUAACAUCUGACAAAAAUAUCCAAAAACACUGAAGCAGCAAACUUUGUGAAGACCAAUACUUGUGUCAUUCUCAAAACUUUGGACCACGACUGUAUGUCGGAACGUUGUUAAUGUGGGAGGCAACCAGUCUGCCUAUGGAGACUAGUUACCGACUGUCAUUGUGUUGUUGUUGGGUAGUUCGGUCGAUAUUGACCUUUUACCCUCAUAUCGGUAUCGGACGAUAAUUCAAUCGUAUGAAAAAAGGGAAUCUCAUGCUUAUCUGAACACUUGCGGCCAUUCUCAUGAUGUCAUUAUUGUCACAAUGUAUACAAUCAACAUUUGAAGAAUAGUUAUUGGACAGUUGCUCUUUUGGAUGGCACUUUAUGAGAAUCCAGUGUGAAAAAAAUGACAGCGGUAAUUGUCCCCCCCCAAAAUUGGAAUCGGACCCCAAAAACCAUAUCGGUCACGUUGGGUCUUGGACUUGUCCUUUUAUUCCCUGAUUAGGCAUUCAGUCCAGUAAACCCCAGCCUCUUCCACAUUCUACUCCACAGGGCUCCAGAACCCAAUAGACGCCAUGUACCACCUACAGCCGCUCAUGUUCAUGGGUCUCUUCCCACUCUUCCUCUUCAAUGAAGGUAAGACUUUUACUAUGCUCUCUAACCUGUCUGUGAUAGUCCAUGCCUGUCAGUCUGGGCAUGACAUAGUGCCUCUAUUUGUGUGUCAGUGCAGAACGAUUUCUCUCCGUCUGAUUCUUUCGACAGGGCUGAGCCUGAGUACCUCAGAGAAGCUGUUCCGUGUGAAUGAGCUCUCUCCCCUGCUCUACUCUCUGGCCACACUGAGUAUAGGCGGAUCGCUGGCAUUUGGCCUGGGCUUCUCAGAGUUCCUGCUAGUCUCAAAGACCUCCAGUCUCACUCUCUCCAUAGCAGGCAUCUUUAAGGUAUGGAGGAUAACCGUGUAUAUCACAAGUCACACUCUGUAUCCUUCUGCACCAGGGGUUUGAACCAAAAUUAUAUUCCAAUCGUUUCGUUGUGAACAGAACCAUUAUUUUUUGUGUGCAUUUAGCUCAACAUUAAAUUACUUCAACAAUAAGUUCGAAUUAUACCUACGGAGGAGCGACUUCUAUGAAGGAACUUUGAAUGUCUUUGAACUUCAGAGAGUUGGCUUAACGUUGGACCAGCUCGCUAGCUAGCUAGCUAGCUAACAAGCUUGAAGCUUGUGUGUGCAGAGCGGCACCUGAAUUAAAAUAAAACACACCUUACCUUUUUGUAGUAAACAAACCCAAUGUGAAAUGUGAUAACUAUAAUAUCCUUAACUAGCAUUGAAAAAGGUAAAUCAAUUUCUCUAAUUAAAAAUCUCUCCCAAAUUUCUGAAUCACGCUUGUAACGUCAGUAGGCUACUAGUCUAUGCUUCGGAGGGGACGGGGCAUGAGGAGGGGGCGGGGCAGGUAGCCUACACGCACACACUGGUAAAGAUGUUCAGCUGGCAGACAGGCAGACACUGGAAUAAGUUUCUAAGUGACAGAGUGAGGGCUUUGCAUAGGCACUUAGUUGCGUUUUUUUGUGGGGACUGGAAAAUAAUGCCCUGAACAUAAAAUAAUGUUAUACCACGGUUCCCAUGAUUUUAAUAUAACGGUUCUGUUCCGGAACAGUAUAGAUCACUUCGUUCCUAUUUCUGAUUCUGUUCCAUGACAAAUGUUGUUGUUUUACGGUUUUUCUGUUCUGUUCCCUGAACCGGUUUCAACCCCUGCUCUGCACACACCUGCUCCCUCACAUGAAUUGGUUAUUUUCACGCGCACCAUCUCUCCCUGUGUUUGUCCAUCUCCCCCUAAUUACCCUCCCGGUCCCCUGUAGGAGCUGUGUACCCUGCUGCUGGCAGCAGGUCUGAUGGGGGACAGGAUGAGUGGACUCAACUGGAUGGGUUUCGCUGUCUGUGUGUCUGGUAUCUCUUUA
Messenger RNA from Coregonus sp. 'balchen', 5976 nucleotides. The record is from the annotation of a GenBank genome assembly. Lineage: Eukaryota; Metazoa; Chordata; Actinopteri; Salmoniformes; Salmonidae.